AUUUUAUACUAUAAAUAAAGAUAUUUAUUUGUACAUAUAUUUCCAGUUAGGAAUAAUUUUCGGUGACAUUUUACAAAGUUUAAGUAGUAUGUAGCUUUUGAUAUCUUUUCGCUGUAUGACUGGUGCCUGAAAAGGGAAAGCACAAACUCAUGACGCAUCUUACAUUAAAAAUAGACGUGCAUUUGCGCAACACAUUUACAUAAACUCUUGGCACCUCCGUAUAUAAAUUGCCAGAGCUAUGGCUCUAAUAUGUGCAUACACUUUAAUCCAAAUCUGGGAAGAGCAAGAAAAAACGCUUUUGGCAUCGACUGCAUCAGACUUCAAUCAAUAUAUUUUAAAUAAAUUAAGAUAGGAGGCGAUGAAGACGGACAGCAUUGGGCAAAAUAUUCCUUUCAGUGGCAGAAAGCGCAGCUUGAUUGAAGACGCCCGACGGGAGAGAGAAAGCGCAUCGUCCUCACCCGGACCCUCACGGUGCGGGGACAGCUUCGUGUUUGAAGACGAGAAAAACGGCAAAGUUACUCUUAACAUCCUAUUUGCACUCAAAAAUGAAAAAAACGCAGGGUUUUUUAAAGCGGGAAAAGUCUUUGAGACUUUUGAAGCCAAGUUACUUCAUCUUGAAAGUCGACCGAGCAGGAAGUGUAAGAAAAGCGGUGGAGAUGAUCUGGAGUUCUUCAUGAGCUGUGAACUGCACUGCUCCCAUACCGACAUCUUCAUUAACUCCCUAAAAAGAGUUGCAGAUGAUGUACGAACAUUGCAAGAGGAAAAGACUCCAUGGUUUCCGAAAAAGAUUGCUGACCUGGACAAAUGCAAUCAUUUAAUAACAAAAUACGACCCUGAUCUGGACCAGGAUCACCCUGGUUUCAGCGAUCUGGACUACAGAAAACGAAGAGGAUUCAUCUCUGAACUUGCUUUCAAGUACAAGCAUGGUGACCCUCUACCUGUAGUGGAAUACACUCCUGAAGAGGUUGCCACUUGGAGGGAAGUCUACAGAAACCUGACCAGUCUAUACCCGAGUCACGCGUGCAAGCAGUUUCUAGAUGCUCUGGGACAGCUGGAGAGGGAAUAUGUGUAUGGGGAGGACAAAAUUCCUCAACUCAGAGACGUGUCUGCAUUUCUUAAAGAGAGGACAGGAUUUCAAGUGCGACCAGUCGCAGGGUUGCUCUCCGCCCGAGACUUCCUUGCCAGUUUAGCCUUUAGGGUUUUCCAGUGUACCCAGUACAUCCGUCACCCCUCAGCUCCCAUGCAUUCCCCUGAACCUGACUGCUGCCAUGAAUUACUUGGACAUAUACCGAUGCUCGCAGACAAAGAAUUUGCUCAGUUCUCACAGGAGAUUGGACUUGCUUCACUUGGAGCAUCUGAUGAGGAUAUUGAAAAGCUGUCCACGCUUUACUGGUUUACGGUGGAGUUUGGUCUCUGUAAACAAAAUGGAGCAGUAAAGGCCUAUGGAGCUGGCCUUUUGUCUUCCUAUGGAGAACUUCUGUAUGCCCUUUCUAAUGAGCCCCAAUACAAACCGUUCGACCCGGCCGAGGCAGCAAUCCAACCGUAUCAGGACCAGUCAUAUCAGCCUGUGUACUUUGUGUCCGAGACCUUCGAGGAUGCCAAAAGCAAGCUGAGGCAAUAUUCAUCCACAAUACAGAAGCCAUUCUCAGUUAAAUAUGAUCCCUACACUUGCAGCAUGGAGAUUUUGGAUGAGCCCUCUAAGAUCCAUAAUGCUUUGGGGCAGCUGAGGGAAGACCUGAAAAUCUUGCAUGAGGCAGUGGAGAGACUUGCACAGAAAUAAGCCAGUUUGUGUGAUCUAGCAUCAAUAUCAGCAAAUGUCUUUAUAAACAAAAUAUAAUUAUUGCAUAUGUCAACAUGAA
Messenger RNA from Misgurnus anguillicaudatus (oriental weatherfish), 1859 nucleotides. RefSeq names its product tyrosine hydroxylase 2 (gene th2). Gene Ontology annotation, cellular component: perikaryon; axon; cytoplasm. Gene Ontology annotation, molecular function: iron ion binding; tyrosine 3-monooxygenase activity. Lineage: Eukaryota; Metazoa; Chordata; Actinopteri; Cypriniformes; Cobitidae. The record is from RefSeq and is a predicted model, not a curated record. Gene Ontology annotation, biological process: dopamine biosynthetic process from tyrosine.